Molecule: messenger RNA, 4861 nt
Organism: Pongo pygmaeus (Bornean orangutan)
Lineage: Eukaryota; Metazoa; Chordata; Mammalia; Primates; Hominidae
Gene: BIVM
Product: basic, immunoglobulin-like variable motif containing
Exons: 11
Coding region: 1686-3197 (503 amino acids)
Cellular component (GO): nucleus
Molecular function (GO): single-stranded DNA binding; DNA endonuclease activity
Source: RefSeq, a predicted model, not a curated record
AGUAGGGGCGAGGAGGCCUCGGCGGCCCUUGGGCUCUGCGGGCUGGGGACUCGGGUGCCCGCGACACGCGCGGAGGCGCGGGCUGGGGUGGCCGCGGGCAGGGGGCGCAGCUGCGCUCCUUCCUCUCUGUCCGCGUCGCCUCCGCGCACACUGGUUCUGCGCGGCGGGGCUUGGCCUGCGCGUCUGUCUCCUCCGUCCCGGCGGCCUCCGAGCCCGGCCGAGCAGCGAGCUUGUCAGAGGACGGUGGUGGAAACGCUCCCGGCCUCCCCAGGGGCGCGGGCUGGAGGCUGGCGCCUGGCGCGGAGGACUCCCGGUAUCUUUUGACAGGCUGGCGCCUCGGCUCUGGGGACCCGCAGGUCUGAAGGGGAGGAAGGGGCCUGGAGGGCGCGGGAGGACACCGGGUGGGAAGGGUGGCAUUAGCUCGGCCGGGGGCUAUGCGCCUCUGGUUUCGCCCUCCCGCACGUAUUCGACCCUUACGAGGUCACCGGAAUGCCCCUGCUCCUCAGUUGCUUUCUAUACAGGAUAUCGAUCAGGGUAUUUUGUUAUAUGAAAAGGCUUUACUGAAGAGGUUUUUAGAGAUGUUUGGUUCUCUCAUAAACUUGAUACUUGAGAAUACAGACCAAAUAUAACCUGAAAAGACUAUAACCUAGGCGAUGAAGAUUGGCUUUACAAAUGGACGUUUAUUUUACAGAACACUUCGUUCAGUGACUGAACAAUCGACUCUGGCGGUGCUUUUUAAACUUGCCAUUUUAUAAAUUUUUGCUUUGCAUACGAGCAAACCAUAUUUCUAGUGCUUAUGACGUGAUUUUAUGAGUAAGCUAUUAGUUGAGCCUGAGGUCCUGCAGUCAUUCUUAGUAGUAAAUUUUUUUUUUUUUUUUUUGAGAAGGAGUUUUGCUCUGAUUGCCCAGGCUGGAGUGCAGUGGUGCAACUGCAACCUCCGCCUCUGGUGUUCAAGCGAUUCUCCAGCCUUGCCUCCUGAGUAGCUGGGCCUACAGGCAUGCGCCACCACGCACGGCUAAUUUUUUUUUUUUUUUUUAGUAGAAACGGGUCUCACCAUGUUGGCCAGGCUGGCCUGAAACUCCUGACCUCAGAUGAUCCACCCGCCUCAGCCUCCCAAAGUGCUGGGAUUACAGGCGUGAACCACCGCGAGGCUUAGUAAAUCUUAAUAUAGCAACACCUCACUUGCCUGGAAGAGGGAACCGCAAUCAAUCAAAAUGAGGGCCUACAGUAAUGCCUGGCAUGAUGUAAACACUUAAAAAUUAUCUGUUGAAUGAAUUAUCUGUUGAAUUAUCUACAAAUGCUAGGCCCUGGGGAUACAAUAAUCCGGAAAACCAGACUUGCAGGAUGCAGACGUUGAUCGCAUAAACAGAUACGCACAGAAUAAGCAAAUGGGCAGAGAUAUUAACUGGUAAAAGUCCAGCUGAUCACCCAGGGUGGACUAAAUCUCUCGACUGAUGCUCUGUUGCUGGAGCCCUGAGAAACCUACAUACCCUGCCUGGGCACCUGCCUGGGGCUGUCUGCUGUGUGUCCUGGGAUGGUUCAAUUCACCAAGGACUUACUCUGGAGCUCAUUUUGCAGCUCUCAAGCUUUUAUAGCAUGCUGUAAACAAUUGUCAAAGUUGUUUAUCAAGAAACAGAUAGAGUUGCAACUUCUUUCUCGUAAUAGAAACUUUUACACUGCAUUCAAUGCCUAACGUUGCAGAAACAGAAAGGUCAAAUGAUUCUGGAAAUGGUGAGCACAAAUCUGAGAGAAAGUCACCUGAAGACAAUCUACAAGGUGCUGUAAAAUCUUUCUGCACAAGUGCCUCAGGAGCACCCUUGGGUCCCAAAGGAGAUGGUCAUUAUCCAUGGAGUUGUCCAGUGACUCAUACACGGGAAAAAAUUUAUGCCAUCUGUUCAGACUAUGCCUUUCUCAACCAGGCGACCUCAAUCUAUAAAACUCCAAAUCCAUCUCGCUCUUCUUGCCUCCCUGAUAGUACCUCUUUAUCUGCUGGAAAUAAUUCAUCAAGAUACAUUGGUAUCCCGAAUAGUACAUCGGAAAUCAUCUACAAUGAAGAAAAUAGCUUGGAAAACUUAUCCAACAGCCUGGGCAAGCUACCUCUCGCAUGGGAAAUUGAUAAAUCUGAAUUUGAUGGGGUGACCACAAAUUCGAAACACAAAUCAGGCAAUGCAAAGAAACAAUUUUCCAAGAGAAAAACUUCAGAUAAAAAGGGAAGAUAUCAGAAGGAAUGUCCUCAGCAUUCUCCUCUUGAAGAUAUUAAACAGCGGAAAGUAUUAGACCUCAGACGAUGGUACUGCAUAAGCCGACCACAGUAUAAGACUUCUUGUGGCAUCUCCUCAUUAAUUUCUUGUUGGAAUUUCUUAUACAGCACAAUGGGAGCUGGAAAUCUUCCACCUAUUACCCAAGAAGAAGCUUUACAUAUUCUGGGCUUUCAACCUCCAUUUGAAGAUAUUAGGUUUGGUCCUUUCACGGGAAAUACAACACUUAUGAGGUGGUUUAGACAAAUUAAUGACCACUUCCAUGUAAAAGGAUGCUCUUAUGUUCUAUAUAAGCCUCAUGGGAAGAACAAAACAGCGGGAGAAACUGCUUCAGGGGCCCUGUCAAAGUUAACCCGUGGAUUGAAAGAUGAAUCGCUGGCUUAUAUCUAUCAUUGCCAAAAUCAUUAUUUUUGUCCAAUUGGCUUCGAAGCAACCCCUGUUAAAGCUAAUAAAGCAUUCAGCAGGGGACCUCUCUCACCACAGGAAGUUGAAUAUUGGAUCUUAAUUGGAGAAUCAAGUAGAAAACAUCCUGCCAUUCACUGUAAAAAAUGGGCAGAUAUUGUUACUGAUCUAAACACUCAAAAUCCAGAAUACCUGGAUAUCCGGCACUUAGAGAGGGGACUGCAGUAUAGAAAAACAAAGAAGGUUGGGGGAAAUUUGCAUUGCAUCAUAGCAUUCCAGAGACUUAAUUGGCAAAGAUUUGGCCUUUGGAACUUUCCAUUUGGAACCAUUAGACAAGAAUCACAACCUCCAACACAUGCCCAGGGAAUUGCCAAAUCUGAGAGUGAAGACAAUAUUUCCAAGAAGCAGCAUGGGCGUCUGGGCCGGUCUUUCAGUGCUAGUUUCCAUCAGGACUCGGCAUGGAAAAAGAUGUCUAGUAUCCAUGAGAGAAGGAACAGUGGUUACCAGGGUUACAGUGAUUACGAUGGGAAUGAUUGACUAUGCUUGGUACUGAACAGCUGGCAUUAUAUAUGAAACUGCUAUAUACAGGACUGUAUAAAGACAGUAGAAGAUUUUAGUAAGCCUACAUUAAAUAGGAGCAGAUCUUGUGGUAUAAAAAAUAACCUUGUAGUUCUCCAGAUACUAAGCUUGUAUAUGAUUAUGAUGGGUGAUUUCAGAUAUAUAAGCAGAUAAGCACAGAUUAUUGUCCUUUCAAGUUAAGAGUAUAUAAUCUGGACAGAAAAUUUCACAAAAUUCAAUAAAAUUACAACUGUUGUCUAAAUAAGUGAAACACAAAUUCACUUAAUAGCAUCAAGAUUUGAAAUACUUAAGUAUGAAGUGACUUUUUUAAUGACUCGAUCCCUAGACAUUUGUUACAGAUAGUUUUAUGCCUAAGACCAAGAUGUAAAGUACCAUCUGCCCUUAAAAAAAAAUUGGGGCUGUCAAUUUCUAGUUUUCACUCAUGGUUAACGCACAUUUAAAAUUAUUUCAUGAGUCUUGUAGUUCUUUGAUUUAUAGCAGGAUCUUGCUUGCCUCAUUUGUUUCCUGGUUACAUUCUUAGGAUUCUGACUAAGAGGCAAAAGAGAAAAGACUCAAGAAACUGAUCCUGGAGAUCGAGACCAUCCUGGCUAACAUGGUGAAACCCCGUGUCUACUAAACAUACAAAAAAUUAGCUGGGUGUAGUGGUGGGCACCUGUAGUCCUAGCUACUCGGGAGGCUGAGGCAGGAGAAUGGCGUGAACCCGGGAGGCGGAGCUUGCAGUGAGCGGAGAUCACGCCACUGCACUUCAGCCUGGGCAACAGGGUAAGACUCCGUCUCAAAAAAAAAAGAAACUGAUCCUUUUUUUUGUGCAAAUGUGUGACUUAGUGCAUUGAUUCAGAUUUUUUGACUUUCUUGAUGUGGUUUGUAAUAAUCAAAUAUUGACAAGAACCUUAGGUCUCGAAAGACUUUUAUAAGUCUAGAUGAUGUUUGCCUUAAGGAUAAAGUGAAAGAACAAUUGGCAUCUUAAGUUUCUAUACCCAAGGUUAUCUGUGAAAUGAGAUCUCCUGAUAUUUGAUUGCUCUCUCAGUAUGGAGUCAUAUGUUGAUAACAGUACUGAAGAUGCAUAAGAAAUGCUCAAGUCACUCAGAGGACAACUACCCAUAUUCCAGACUCUGAGCUGUUUCCUUUUUUUUUUUUAAAUCAUAUAGACAAUUAGCUGUUUGAAGUGAGUAUUAAAUAUUUCAGAAGUGUGAAUUUCAUGUAUUUGAGCUCCUCUAGUUGCUGUCGGUUUUUCUUCUGCUGCCAACCUGUGACUCACAAAUGACUAGGAUCUCUUGUUCUUUAAUUUUGGGGUCUUGUUCCAGGACUCAAAUCAGUAACUUGGUGAUUACAAGGUGCUGAAUGUGUUGGUAACCAUAUCGCAAUACACCUCAAGGAAAAGGUUCAGAUUUUUAUUUUUAAAAUAUUUUCAUUUUUUUCUUGAAUUUUAUAUCCGUUUGUUCACUCAUACAUGCCUAGCCUACAGAAGGGGAUAUAUAUUAUGAAAUGGUCAUUUUUCUGAAGAGAAUAUUUUGCUUGAAAUGCAAAGGACUGAAAGAGAUUUGUAGGUUGUUGAUUUUGUUACUUCAUACUGGAACUUUUAAAAAGUUUUCAUCAAAUAAAGUUUUGUUUUCUACUUUUAA